Bombyx mori (domestic silkworm) is the source of this 4250-nucleotide messenger RNA. RefSeq lists its product as uncharacterized. Gene Ontology annotation, molecular function: lipid carrier activity. NCBI's taxonomy places the organism in Eukaryota, Metazoa, Arthropoda, Insecta, Lepidoptera, Bombycidae. The record is from RefSeq and is a predicted model, not a curated record. Bases 223 to 4203 code for a protein of 1326 amino acids. The transcript has 29 exons. Gene Ontology annotation, biological process: lipid transport.
AUAAAUAACUUAUAUAAAUAAAUUAAUGUAUUAACUAAUACUAAAGCCAGUGAAAGUGCUUCGAAAUUUCGUUUGGGUUCUAUUGAGAGAUCAUUAACGGGUAAAUUGUUUGAGUUUGCUUGCUGGAGACGGUGAUUGAGGAUUCGUCUUCAAAGAGGGAUGAGGUGAAAUUGACACACUAUUUGUAUAUCAUUUGUAUAUAAAAAAACCGCAGCACGAAAAAUGUUUAUAAAACUCGCGCUAAUAUUGACUGCGACGGUCGCAUCAGCGCACGCCAGUGUCCAGCUCCUAUUCCCGGAACCCAACAGGCAGUAUAUAUAUUUCAUUAAAGCGAAUGUCUCGAGCACCACCCUGGCACCGAAACGCAGCGGCUCCUACUGGACCUUAGAAGGAAAGCUUUACGUUAGGGCUUUCGAUAACUUCACCAGAUUAAGGCUUCAGCUGAGCGAUCUGAAGAAAUCAGUUUCCGGUUACAACAAUAUAAUUACAGAAGACAGCUACAUAAAAGAGCCAUGGGAUUUGGAUUAUAUGGAAGGAGGCUUGAUUAAGACAAUCUCUGUUGGACAAGAGCCUGUAUGGUGUACAAACUUGAAGAGAGCACUUUCCGUAAAUUUUCAAUUGAAAAAGGGCAAAGGAACGUAUUACAGGGAUGAGCCUUGCCUUGACAGCGUCUGCAUGAUGAUAUACACGCCAAAAGGAAACAAAAUCCAGAAGUUCACCAGCUAUCGGCUCCCAACGACCAAGAGCUCCAGGUCCUGGUCGUCCCUGUCUGGUGACUACUCGGGAAAACCCAGCGUGGACACAAUCAACACAGCGGAGAGGCUGUAUGUGGUCGAUGACCGUAAAGGACUACUCAGCUUGGACCUGCAAGGGUCAUAUGAAUUUAGGACGCACGACCACAUUCUGGCCGUAAACUCUGAGCUAUCGAUCAACUACGACAACGAUAUACCGGGGAAAUCAGUGGAGAAAUUGAACCUAACCGAAUAUACCGUCACUUAUGUGGCCACAGAUUUUUGCGAUCCGACCAACGGAAUCAGAAACGUCACGCAGAGUUUCCUGAAGAAUCACACUCAAGAGCUACUCCUGAAAAUAGCAAGAGGCAUUGACGCAGAUAAUAUAGUCAGGGACCCGUCAUUGAUACACAAUUUGGACUUUAUCGAGUUGUUGAACACUAUAGCCCAGCUGAACUACACGACCAUCAUUAAACUGUUCGAAGACCUGGUCCUAGGCACCAGUUACGACAUGGAGACAUCCAGGAAUAUCUUCCUGGAGGCGCUCCCUCAUGCCAGGAGCGAGGCCUGCGCUAGGUUCAUCAAGUACCUGGUGAUCGAAGAGAAGGAUAAGAUAGAAGAUGCAGCUUUGCUCUCCCUCAUCAGAAAGCUUCCAUUCAACGUAGCCACCUUCGACCAGAGUUUGCUCGAAGAGCUGGAGGCCUUUACCAAGCUAGGCCCGGAUUUUAGGGCGGAAAUACGCCACGCCGGGAUCUUGAGUUUCGCCAGCUUGCUGCAUAAGACAAUUGAAUUUUCACUUAUCAAACAGGACUACAUUGACAAUGUAGUCGUGAAAUAUUUCAGAAUGUACAGUGAUUGCCCUCAAUACCUGGACAGGAUGGUGUGGCUCCAGGGUCUGUGCAACAUAGGCUAUUCAGCCGAAGGCUACCUGCGGAUCAUUUAUGCUGAUAGUGGAAGGGACAGACACGAGAGGCUGUGGGCAGCCGUGGCAAUCGACCCUAAGCACGAGGAGGCAUUUAAGGUCCUGGAAUCGACUCUAUCGAUACUGACCAAUCAAUCGGAGCACAUUCAACUGAGGAUAGCGUCGCUGCACAUGUUCCUGACGUCACAGCAGAUCAGAGAGAACGACUUUAUAUUCGUUCACAACUACAUAAGCACGUGCAACAACAAUCAAUUGAAGAGGUUCUGGUAUACGACCGUUAAGAACCUGAUGACCAGCAAAUCGUUCACUGACUACAGGGUCGCUUCUUACUACGUGCCGUUCAUAGUCAAUCAAGUAUCCAACCCGGAUCCGUUGUAUCUCCUGACCAACAACUAUAUUAUCAGCGGCGAAGAGGAUGUCGGCUCUCCGUCGCUUCAGGUCAUCAGCGUUGGGGACACCUUAGGAGUGAUACCGCCAUUUAUUGCCGCGAAACUCAAUACUGGAGGCAGGAGACCGUAUAAAGUAGCCGUAUAUCUCAUCAUCGAAGGUGUAACAACAACCUUCUACAAAAAGGUCCUCAAGUCUCUAUCGAGCACUCAAGUUCUCAAUGUGGAGAAGCUGCUUCUAGUGCUAAAAAACAUGAAAGCCUGGACGCUAAAGACUCCAGAGAAGGUUCACAUUGACAUUGUCAUUAAAACCCACGAUAAGACGAUUUUCGCUACGCAUUUAAAUCAAUCCAGGAUUGACAGUGUCAACAUACAGGAUUUGGCGUACAUUGAAGAUUUCUUGCGGUUCGGCAGUCAUAUAAACCAGCAAAUGGUAUACUACCCUUUUCAAUCAGACAUUCAUGUCCCGAGCGAAUUAGGUACCCCAAUAAGACUCCAAUCGCUGAUCGUGUCAUUCACUUCAAUCAGAGGUAAUUUGACAGCUCCUUCCAGCAACGACAUGACUUGGAGAAAUGAUUUGCACAUCAGGUACCAAGGAACAUCGGUGACUUCACUAUCUACGGAUGGUCCACUCAUCCAAACAGCGCACAGGGCUAGAAUCCAACAAUCAAUGGUCGCACAUCUUCCUAUGAAGUUCAAUGUAUCAUUCUCAGGCUCUGAUGGAUCUCUGCAGUUGACCUGGCCGAACCCUAUGUCCCAACAAGGUGGAGUGGCAAUGCAUUCAAGGGUACAGGUGGCUAUGGAAAGUGUCUCAAAGAAGUAUAAUUAUACAGUGACCGUUGGAGACAGCAGUAGCGGGGCUGUCAAUCAAACCCGUGGAAUAUUCUUCGACUGCGAUAGACCUGUGACUGAUGCUGAGUUACUUAAUCGCCUGUUAACAUACAAGGAUAACAAUUACGACUUCCUAACCUCAGUCCAGCCUUCGCAUUUGAUCCUGAACACGAUCCUUCUCUUCACCUUCCCGCCUUCAGGGUCAUGUGGUCUCAUCUUAUCACCCCAGAAAGUGACGUCCUCCACGAACGAUGUCCUCCAAGCCAAAAUCCAAGCCCGCUACAGAACCGAAGACGAUGGGGUAGUCAGAGGCGACUGCAAGUUCCAGUUGACUUAUUUUAGCUUGGAGAAUCCGAAGGACGUGUUUUUAAAUAUGGAAGCUAUCACUAAUAUGGAGCAAAAUUCGGUUGGUAAUACCGACGUUCUGGUCUCCGUACGGGGGCACCAACCUAACGCGAAGAACGACAGCACCAAAGACUGGACUCUGUGCCUACGCAAGAAAGACGUUGACCACACUUCAAGCCAGGAUAUCUCCGCAUUUCCGGCGUCUUAUGAAGGCCACGUGACUUUAACGUAUGGCUUAAACCACACGAAAUGCUUCGAGAAAAGCUCGACUAGUGAGCUCAUGCUGAAAUACAAGGGAGUACCACAACAUCAUCAAGGCAAACUCGAACGCUAUUUCGAGAUUAAUGUUUACGGGAAAAAUAUAUCAGAAAUUGGGCUACUGAAUUCCGAUGUCAUUAAACAGACCGCCCUUGGGCAGCUUCUAAGGAGUUACAGUAAAGAAGUUUUCAAUAUUACAAUUAUUAUAAAGGAAAGAGACGGCCUGGCGUCUCUGAGUGUGAACAGAGGAGCCGAAAUCCAGUUCAAAUCCGACAAUUUCGCUUGGCUUCUGGACGGUUGGACCGGUAUGCAGGUGGUUCGAACCAUAGGACUUUAUCGUGAAUGCCGCAUUAAGGAGAAUGAAAUCAAAACUCUUUCUGGUACAACGGAAGAUCUCCCGUCCAUUGACUGUCAGGAGACACUCGCUCUUGCCGACUGCAGCGAUAACUCGCCAAGGUUCGCAGUGAUAAGGUACAUAGAUGGCAUCAAAGUGUUCUCCGGUGGCUAUUCUGUGUCCGUCAAGAAGAACCAGAGCGAAAUAUACGUGGAUGACACUUACGCUGGUAACGAUUUCUGGAUUUCAGCGAAGAGUAAAACGAAGAUUACCUCCAAAAUGACAGCCCUUAAAGUGUAUUACGAUUUGAACGAGACCGUCAUAUUAGUGCCGCUUAUGUAUUUGAACAAUGUCUGCGGCUUGUGUACAGAGCCCCUAGAGUAUAAUGUAUGUUAAGUGUAUGAUAAAAAUAUGAUAGUAAACUUUAAAAUCCAAUAACAAAA